CCAAUCAGAGCUCUCGGUGACAACUGCUUCGAUGAGGACAUUUAAAGUAGUUAAAUCAUGAGCUGCAUUUAGCUAGAAAAACGAUUCAGAAAUAAAUGCGAAACACUCCGGUACACCCGAGGCUAACUACACACAAAGAGGACACUUGUUUGUGCGUCAACGCUCGGGGCCCCCGGUGGUCUUUUACUUCCGAGAUGAAGGCGUUGUCUCUGCAGCAGGAUAAUGUGGCCCAAGGAGAGCAGCAGCAGCAGCAGCAGCAGCAGGUCACGUGUGGGAGAAGUUUGUCUGCCAGCUAUGCUCCUCUGUGUCUGGAAAACAAGUUCUUGGCUCAGACCUCCACGUUGAUGCCUCAGCUCUGCUCUCCACGCUUAACCCUUUCAGUCCAACCUUCCUCUUGCCCCUUGCUCCAGCCCUCCAGCCUGUCUUCCACCACCUCCUCUCUCCUCUCCCCGUCUUUCCUCACCUCUCCUCACCUCAGCACAGAGAACAAGCUCCUAACCGACUACUCACCUGGUCUCUCUUUUUCCCUCGCCUCCUCGACAUCCAUCCCCAAGGAGUCGCUGCUCUACACGACCCUGGCCAGCGGUGCUCUCCUCAGUCGCUUUGCUCACCCGCCUUCAUUCCUCCAACAUGCUCUGGGGGGAGAACAAAAGGUGGAUGGUGGAGGCGAUGGAGGCAGUGAUGAAACAUCUGAAGGGAUGCUGUCCAGUUCUGAAGACUCAAGCGUGGAGUAUUCAGAGGAAGAUUAUAUUUUGCCUGAAGUGGAAGAGGAAGAUGCUGGGGUAGCCAUGGAAAUUCCUGCCCUGGAAACAGAGUUGGGCAACAAGGAACUAGAACAAACUCUGGCCAUCAAACAAGAGGAAUUUGCCGAGUUUGAUGGAGCGAAGGAAAAUAUUGCAGAGGAGCUGAAAGACAAAAAGUAUCUCCUGCUGAACAUGGUGUGUUGCUCCCUGGUCAAUAAGAGCAUAGCUCCAGGCCAGAAGGACUGGGACUCGGAGACAAGUAUUUGGAAAAAGAUCAUAACCUUGGCGAAGGACAUUUCUGUCUCUGAUCCACAGUUUCUUCUCAAGGUGGCCGUUUACACUCGACAGGAGCUGAACAUCCGCAUCACUGCAAACUUUUUAUUGGCCCUGGCUGCCAAUCAGCCCUCCACCAAGAUACACGUCCGCAGAUACUUCUGCGCUGCCGUCCAGCUGCCCUCCGAUUGGCUGGAAGUAGUCCGAAUCUACAGCACCUGCUUCAGCCACUCGCUGCCCUCGUGCUUGAAGAAGGCAAUGGCUGACAAGUUCAAGCAGUUCAAUGAGUAUCAGCUGGCCAAAUACAACACGCGCAAACACCGCUGUAAACACAACCGCAAAAGCCGCGAGUCCCAGAAACCGACUGACCAGCAGCUGAAACAGUGGGCGAACUUGCUCCGAUCAGAUAAAUCUAUUCUGAAAAAGUUUCUGCAAGAGGACAGCAAAAAGGUGGUGGAUAAAAAGCAGAGCGAGUUCAGUUUGAAGAAGUUGAUCAAGAAGCUUCACAUUAAAGAACCGGCUGAACAAGUGAUGGCCAUUCUGGGGAAAAAGUACCCUGCUGACCCAAAGACGUUCACCCGCAGUGGAAUAAAGGGCACGUGGGACAGGGAGCGAGCCGGCCAGCGAAUGAAGCUCAAAGAGCCGGAGACGUGGGAACGGCUGCUCAGCAUGGAGGGCAACAAUGCCGCCACCUGGGAGAAGCUCAUAGACAACAAGUCUCUUCCUUUCAUGGCCAUGCUGAGGAACCUGAGGAACAUGAUCACGAAGGGCAUCAGCGAGGCUCAUCACAAGAAGAUCCUGAGCCGGCUGACCAACAAGAAAGCGGUUAUUCAGAGCCGUCAGUUUCCCACCAGAUUCCUCGCUGCCUACAAAGUCAUCCUGGAGCUCAACUCUUUGGCCUCAGCAUCUGUGCAAGCACUCCCAAUCUUGAAGGACAUCCUGAGUAAGAUUCCCAAGAGCAAACGCUUCAAGAGUCUGGACUGGGAGACGGCGCCGAGGAGCCGCCUUAGGGUGACGCUCGGCGUGCCGUUUAUCUAUCGACAAUACCGAGCCAAGAAGACCCAGGUCCUCAAAGCCAAUAAGAGAGAGUUCACCGUCGCUCUGUUGGACCGUUACCGCGAAGCUCUGGAGACGGCGGUCCAGAUCUCCUGCCGCUACAAUGUGCCGCCGCUCCCCGGACGCACCGUCAUCUUGCUCUCCUCCAGCAUGAGCGAUGAUGACGACUCGGGUCCUAAGCUGGACUUCUGCCUCCCACCAGACCCCGAGAGAAAGGAGGAGGAGGAGGAAAUGAAGGAGGAGGCGGAGGAAGAGGAGGAGGCUGAGGAGGAAGAGGAGGAGGUGGAGGAGGUGGAGGAGGAGGAGGUGGAGGAGGAGGAGGAAAUGGAGGAGGAAGAGGAGAAGGAGGAGGAGGUUAAGGAGGAGGCUGAGGAGGAGGAAGAGGAGGAGGUGGAGGAGGAGGAGGAGCCGUGCCGGAAGAAAAAGAAGAAGAAGAAAAACAAAGAGCUCACUGCUUCUAUUCAGGAGUCGGCGGUUUUGCUCUCGCUGAUGCUCGCCAGCAGCGCCGAGGACAGUGAGAUCUGCAUACACGAGUGGAGCCACUGUCAUAAAGUGGAGCUGAAGUCCGAUGUUCUCUUGGAUAAUGUCAGAAGUGUGAUUAAGCAAAUGAAGGCAUGUUCAGAUCUGCCAUAUGACGAGAGGAACCACGACGCCAUGUCCAGAAUGCUGAGCAACAAAAACAAGGUGGACAACAUCAUCGUGGUGACUGACCAUUAUGUCGUCGACACAAUCGACUGGGCCGUCAACACGCACAGGAGGGAAAUAAACAACAACGCCCUCGUGGUGCAAAUCUUCUUGGCAAAGCGAGAGUCAGAGUUCAUCGCUGACAGGAACUGUGUGAAUCUGUCUGGCUUCAGUGACCAAAUGCUGAGGUUUGUGGCAGAACGAGGAUCCUCCAGGCUGCUGGACCACGUGGAGCAUUUAGACAAAGUGUACAAGGUCCCUCCACCACCAGAGGGCGCUAUAGGCCCUCUGACCACAAACAGUGUUGUCCCAAUACCAGCCAGCCCCAAGUUACGGUGGCGAGGCGUACGUGUCUUCAUCUCCUCCACCUUCAGAGACAUGCACUCCGAGCGCGACGUCUUGGUGCGCGUCGUGUUCCCGGAGCUCCGGCGUCGCGCCGCCUCGCACUGCCUCCACCUGCAGGAGGUGGAGCUGCGUUGGGGCGUGACGGAGGAGGAGUCGACCCGGGCAACCGAGCUGUGCCUGUCGGAGGUAUGUCGCAGCCAGAUGAUGGUGGGGAUCCUGGGGGAGAGGUACGGCCUGGUGCCCCCUACACCUGUCCUCCCGGACCUGCCGCAGCACAGCUGGCUGGCGUCGGCCCCGGCGGGCCUGUCCAUCACAGAGAUGGAGAUCCGUCAGUUCCAGGCUCUGUACCCCGACACGGUACAGCAGCGAAUGUUCUGCUACUUCCGAGAUCCAAACAUCACCAAAUCAGUUCCGGUGGCUUGGAAAUCUGACUUUGUCCCCGAAUCAAAGGAGGCUGAGUCUAAAAUGGCGACUCUGAAGAGAAGGAUCAAGGCCAGUGAAGUCAAGGUCACUGAAAAUUACUCGUGUGAGUGGGGAGGCUUUGUGGAGGGGAAGCCACAUCUGAAAAACCUGGAGGACUUUGGCAAGGCCGUGCUGGAAGACCUGUGGACGGCUGUGGUCAAGCUGUUUGUGGAAGAGGAGGUCGAGGUCGAGGCUUUGUCCGAUGCGAUGGAGCAGGAGGUCCACCAGGAGGCGCUGCAGAGGCAGUUCUUCGGCAGGGCGAAGCUGCUGUCUGGGGCUGUGGAGAUGGUGGAGCAGGCCCAGAGCAAAGGAGGGUUGAUGGUGGUGGAGGGCGGACCCGGAGAGGGCAAAACAGUCUUCAUGGCUGCUCUAGCAGACAGCCUCAGGACCGGAGCUAAGUCCAGGAAAAACCUCGCCUGUGAUGUCAUCUCCUACUCUACAGCUGCCAGCCUAUCGGCACGCUCUGUGGAGAACCUGCUUCGGUUCCUCGUUCAGCGGUUGAGGAAGAUGAAAGAUACAACGGAGGAAUCGCCUCUUCCCCAUUCUUACAAAGAUCUGCUGUUAGAAUUUCACUCCAACUUGAGUGACAUAAAGAAGACGAAACCUCUGGUGCUGCUCAUCGACGGGGUGGAUCUUCUCCAAGAUGGCAGAGGUCAGCUCAGCUCUGAUUGGAUCCCGCAGCAGCUUCCUCAGGGUGUUUGUUUGGUCGUGAGCAUCCCAACCAAAGCAGCACUGUUACAAACCCUGGCCAAGAAGAGGAGCACUGUGCUGUUUGCCCUGGCGCAGCUGACCAUGCCGGACCGGAAGGAGAUAGUUCAGAGGGGACUGGACUCCUUCGGGAAGAAACUCAGUGACUCUGCCUUCAACAACCAGCUCCAGACGCUGAUAAUGAAGAAGGGAGCAGUGAGUCCUCUCUACCUCCACCUGGCCUGUGAAGAUCUGAGGAACUUUGCCACCUUUGAUAAGUUGAAGGAGAGGCUCCAGGACUUGCCUCAGUCUCUGAGCCAGCUGGUGCAGCACAGCCUGGACAGACUCUGCUCGGAGUACAGAAGCCUGCCGGGGCUCCGCUGGGCCCUAGCGGCGCUCACCCUCAGCGCCACUGGCCUGAGGGAGAGGGACUUGUACUCUAUACUGAACACAUGCAACGACUUAUCCUCAUGGGACUGCCGGGUCUCGUGGCAGGAAGUGAUGCUUCUUUUCAGGACGCCCAAGGGACGCGUGCCCAUGGCAACGUUCACCCAUAUAGCGCAGAGUUUGAAAAGACUGACUGGUCCGUCUCAGUGCCACAACACUGACGACAUGCUGGCUCUAACCAAUCCGGAGGUGAGGAGGGCCUUCGAGGACUUUCUCCUCCUAACAGAAAGUGACCGACCCAGAGCUCACCUCGUACUGGCAGCUCAUCUGUGGACACUGGCCGACCCGCAGGGCACGGAUACCUUUCUUCACUGUGAGGCCAACUCGCUCAUGCACCUGCCUUCCAACCUGAUUCAAAGUGGCCAGCUGGAGAUGCUUCAUUCUCUGCUCUCCAGCUACUACUUCCUGUAUGCUAACGUGCGCCACGGCCUCCUGCACCACCUCAAGGAGACCUACAGCUUGUAUGAUGACAAGAAUAAGUCUGCACCCUCACUUGGCUGUCGGGCUCGUCUAGAAGAAUGCCGGAGUUUCCUGCGGCGGCACGGACCCCUCCUCUCCUCCUGGCCGGCUCUGUUCAUUCAGGAAGCCCUCAACGAGCCUUCUGAGACCUCCGCUCACACCUGGGCACAAGGCCUGGUGGGAAAAGGAGGCGCCCGGGUAGUUGAGUGGCUAAACAAUGACAGUAGGAGUCUCCAGGAAACUAGUGAGCUGGUGUCGACCUUCUCUUCGGUACCGACCUGUUUGGUCGGGAGCUCUGAUGAAGAGCUGAUGGUGGUUGGCACUGGACAGGGAACGCUUCAUUUCAUCAGCACUCAGACCGGAGAGGAAGUGAAGUCGUUGGUGAGCAGCUGCGACGGCAUCUCAAGCUGUGUCUUUCUCAAGGAUGGACGUCUUGCUACCACGUCCUUCGAUGGGCGCAUAGAGAUCUGGGACGUCGCAAAUGGCUGCAGGACCGCUCUUAUUGAGGGCCACACUAAUGUGAUAACAGCCAGCGAUAUCACUGCAGACAGGAAGCACCUGGCAACUGUGUCUUUGGACUUCAUGCUGAAAGUUUGGUCCUCGACUAAAGUCAACGAGGUAGCCGCCCUGCCCAGCUCCAGUCCUUUGAACUGUGUGACCUUUGACCCCGAGGGUCGCCUGCUGGCUGCUGGUUGCUGGAAUGGGAACGUGAUUAUGUGGAACUGGCUCCAGAAUACACCGCUAACCUCCCUGACUGGCCACCAGCACUCGGUGCGCAGUCUCUCCUUCUCUCCGUCGUCCUCCAUGCUCUGCUCCGGCUCUCUGUCUGGAGAGGUCAGGGUGUGGUCGGUGCCCACCUCCACCUGUGUGGGAUGUUUCCAGGCUCACUGCGGCGCCACGGAGGCCCUCACCUUCCUGGAUGGAGGCAGUAUGCUGCUGAGCGCCGGCUCUGAUCACACGCUCCAGCUCUGGUCAGGAGGACUCGGACGUUCAGUCACUGCAUUUAAAAAUGAUCAAUGCGAGUACGAGCCUCCUCCGAAGAAGUGGAAGUCGGUAACGCCGGAGCCUGCUGCUCUGUGCGUGGCUGCGAAUGGAGACUACACCGCUGUGGGUUACCACGGCGACGGCAUCAGGCUCUUCAGUCUCGACUCAGGGGAGAAGGUCUGGGACUCCACGGACCUCGACGUGUCCAUAUUGAGCCUGCUGUGGGUGGUUUUGGACGCUGAGCAGACCGAACCCGUGAUGCUGCUGUCUGGAGGAAGUGACAAGCGUGUGAGGGUCUGGAAGAAAAAAGAUGAAGAGAAGGGACUGCUGGGAGGCCUGGAAAUGUGGGGAAUGUUUAAUGGGCAGUCGGGUCCCGUCCUGGCAUUGGCUCAAAACGCCACAUACCUGGCUACAGCUUCAGAGGACUUCUCCAUCGCUCUGUGGUUGUUGAGCGAUCUGGCCCUCGAGCCCUGUAUUGACCCUCGUCAGCUGUUGAGGGCUCACAGCGGAGCAGUCACCUGCCUGGCGUUCAGCCCUGAUGGGACGCAGCUGCUCUCCGGUGGAAAAGACAAGGCCCUGAUGGUGUGGGAUGUGAGCUCCACUCCCGCUGUUCUCUCCAAAUCGCUCCUUCACUCUCACAAAGACUGGAUCACCAGCUGUGUUUGGACUCCCGACUGUGUGAUUAGCUCUUCGAGCGACGGGAGGCUUUGUUUAUGGGAUCUGCAGGCGGGCCACUGUAUCGGAGCAAUCGACUUGAGGAAUCCUCUUACAUCCAUCUGCUGUCUUGGGCGGUAUGUGAUGGCCGGCUGCGCAGAGGGAGCGCUGCAUGUUUGGAACUGGGAAACAAACGUGGAAAUCUGCCACGUUGCUGCACACAAGAAAAGUAUCCACCACUGCUCACUCCUACCGAAUACAGACCAGAAAAAAGAAGUCAACCCAGAAGAAAUGACUGUUUUCACUGCUUCUGAAGAUGGCACAGUGCAGCUCUGGAAACCACUGCAGGUGGAGCACCUGGGCACCUUACAGGGUCACAGCGGUGCGAUAUGUGGAGUCAUUUGCAAAGGAGGACUCCCAGAAUUCCUCACAGUUUCUGAAGACCGCUCGUUGCGAUGCUGGACGUGGACAACGGAGAGUCCUCCCAGUCUGAGAGGACCAGCCACAGCUCUGUGCUUCUCUCGGAGAGAUUCUUUGCUUUUCGCUGGUUAUGAAUCCGGUUUGCUGGAAGUAUGGCAGCACAACGCUCUGGUCGGCCAGAAGCAGGCUUCAGACAGCUCCGUCACAGCGAUCUGCUCAAUGCCCGAUGACCAGUUGGCUGUCAGCUACUCGAAGCUCACUGUUGAUGUGUGGAAGCUGGUGUGGAAUCAACAACACAGCACUGCAGGCCUGGUGAAGCUAACCACGCACUCGGUGAAAAACACCGUGAUCUGCCUCAACUUCUGCUCGGUCCUGAUGGGCGUCUCCGACACGGCAAUAAUAUUCGACGUCACAAAAGACGUGGCUGAUGAAUGGUACCACAGAGUUACGAGUUGGGAACGAAAUUGCCACAUUUUGGGGGUGAUCCGUAACGACGAGAAAAGCAUGUGGCUGCUGGGCGAAGAAAAGGGAAAAGUCCAAAUUGGCUUUGUUUUUGCCAUGGGACCCAAAACUCGUUUCAAUACAGCUUUCAGCACGAUAACCCUAGAGGACGACAAAGACGAAGACGAUGACGAAGAGGAAGAGGAAGAGGAAGAGAAGGGGAAGGCGAGUUUGAUAACAGCUGGAACUGUGGACAAAGAAUUUGUCGUGUGUGGCGACGUGAGCGGCAACAUGUGGUUCAACAAGCCUCCGGAGGUUUCCUCGUGGAGCAGCAGGAAACCUGCUCACAGUGACAGGAUCAGCGUGCUGAAACUCACCGACCGCACCAUCAUCUCCGCCUCCUACGACCGGACGGUGAAGCUGUGGGACAGAAACACCAAGAAACAGGUUGGUAUGUUUGUGUGUGGAGGUCCUGUUCUGCAUUUGGAGGUGAACCCUGUGAACCCUACUGAACUGGUUUGUGGUGACGGACUGGGAAAGCUCUACUUUCUCUCCUGGAAAGAGUAAUUAUCAUGAUAUUAAGCACUAAAUUUUGCAUUUUGGAAAUUACGCUAGUAAUUGCCAGUAAUGUUUUGCUUUCUCAAUGGCGAUGAAUAUGCACUAAAUAAUCUGUUUUGAAAAAUCGUAUGUGACGAUAAGCAUCUUGGUAAUAGUUACAAAGAUAUGUUCACAAGUGUCUUUACUUUAAACUUUUCUUCUUUGAUAAUAAAUUGAAUGUUUAAAUCUGGA
Messenger RNA from Cyclopterus lumpus (lumpfish), 8444 nucleotides. RefSeq names its product telomerase-associated protein 1 (gene tep1). The transcript has 56 exons. The coding region runs from base 96 to 8222 and encodes 2708 amino acids. Gene Ontology annotation, cellular component: telomerase holoenzyme complex. Gene Ontology annotation, molecular function: telomerase activity; telomerase RNA binding; protein binding. The record is from RefSeq and is a predicted model, not a curated record. Gene Ontology annotation, biological process: telomere maintenance via recombination. Lineage: Eukaryota; Metazoa; Chordata; Actinopteri; Perciformes; Cyclopteridae.